Molecule: messenger RNA, 501 nt
Organism: Heterobilharzia americana
Lineage: Eukaryota; Metazoa; Platyhelminthes; Trematoda; Strigeidida; Schistosomatidae
Source: the annotation of a GenBank genome assembly
AUGAAUUGUCCUGCUCAACAUGAAUUAAUCAAUGUCCAGACAUCACCUAUAAUACGUGACUGGAUUCAAGAUGCAGAAACUGAAAUUUCUACAAUCCACUUGCGUACUGAUCAAACAGUUAAUACUUCAUUAGCAACUACAAACAAUUUGAGGUUGCAAAAAUACUGUGAAUUACGUACAGCAGCUUUUGAAAUAAAGAAGAAAUUGAUUCAAAGGACUGAGAAAUUGGAGUCUGCAUUGGAAGAAGUUGCUCGACUUCGCAGUGUUAUUCAACAAGAUAAAGAACGUGCUAAUAUUACACUUAAAGAAGUUGAAGAUUUGCGUGAACAGGUUAUUCGAAAAAAUCGAAAAAUACAGAACCUCGAGGCAAAAGUAGCUAAACUGCACGCAUCUUCAUCUGCAAAAAAUGAUAUCAUACUUUCAAAGACUCGGUCACCUUGUCAUACCCUGUCAGAUCAAGAGAAUCCUCGAGGCCCAAUUUUCGCCAUACAGAUCAAAUGA